AUGACGACGAUUGAUUUUCCACCGUUUACAGAUCUUCCUCUUGAUAAGAAUGGACCACGCGGCAAUGCGUGGGGUCGUUGGGGCCCCGACGAUCAGCUAGGCACCCUCAAUCUACUCACAGACGACAUUGUCGCCAGUGCAGCCAAGGAAAACAUCAUUACCGGCCAAAGGAUUUCUCUGGACUGGUCUAUGACUGGCGCCUCGUACCCCAAGUUUUCCCGGAAGCUUCUCGAGUUGCACACCAUUAACAAGGCACCCCUUAAGCAUGCUCACGAUGACGAAUGGAGCUUUAAUUCCCAGUGCAGCUCUCAGUGGGACGGCUUUAGGCAUUACGCAUACCAAGAACAAGGGCUUUACUACAUGGGACGCACCGCCGCUGACUUUGCGGGCUCUCCCGUAGCAAAUGGCAUACAACACGUUUCUCACAAGGGCAUUGCCGGCCGAGCUGUCUUCAUUGACUGGUACGCUUGGGCGCAAAAGCAAGGGGUUGUCGUCGAUGCCUUUUCAUCCCAUGAAGUUCCUUUCAACGAAUUGAUGGAGGCAAUGACCGCCCAGGGUCUCGGAAAAGACGUCUUACGACCAGGAGAUAUUGUAGUCCUUCGUUUUGGGUACCUCGCCCAGUAUGAGUCGAUGACACUCGAGCGGCGACGGGAAGUCGAUGAGCUCUACAAAACAUGUAAGCCUGAUAACAUAGGCGUCAAGCCAUCCGUUGAACUCCUCGAGUUCCUCUGGAACAACCAAAUCGCGGCCAUCUGUGGAGUUACACGAUCUCUUGAAGUCUGGCCAUGCAAGGACACGGAGUGGCAUCUGCACGAAUGGCUGCUUGCCGGAUGGGGGAUGCCGAUAGGAGAGUUGUUCUACUUGGAAGAUCUCUCCCGCCUCUGCUCGUCACUCCACCGAUAUGUAUUCUUUCUGUCGAGCUCACCGAUGAAUGUUCCUGGAGCGGUGGCCAGCCCACCAAACGCUUUGGCCUUCUUCUGA
Messenger RNA from Colletotrichum aenigma, 981 nucleotides. RefSeq lists its product as uncharacterized. The record is from RefSeq and is a predicted model, not a curated record. Lineage: Eukaryota; Fungi; Ascomycota; Sordariomycetes; Glomerellales; Glomerellaceae. Gene Ontology annotation, molecular function: arylformamidase activity. The coding region runs from base 1 to 981 and encodes 326 amino acids. The transcript is spliced from 6 exons.